AGCGUGUAAUUUUAUAAGUUAACCACCGAAAAUAAUCAUUCUUAAUUAAAACAAGCUAUAUUUAUGUUUAUUAGACAUUAUGAUAUAUAACCAAGUAAAGAGAAAUUAUUCUAAUUGGCAAUUUGUAACCCAUUAAUAUAAGGAAUUUUACGAAUGAAUAAAUUAACAAAUUAGAUGUUUAUUUUGAAAUGAGAUGUGUGUUAAUGAAACAGAUGAAUGACGUUGACCACGCGUCAAUAAGAUUAAAUAACCUUACUGUGUGUAUAUAUAUAUAUAUAUGUUAAUUUUGAACAGUUAUAAGUAAUAAUUCUCGUUAAUAUUAUUUAUGAGAUUCGAUAAGAUUUAACGAGGUGUCAAUAAAAGAUUAUCAGAUUAAAAUAAAAUAUUACCACUGAUAUUAUGUGCUUUAUUUAAACAACCGAAAAUAAACAGGAAACAAUCAAACCUUAAAAUUUGGCGAGUAUUAGGAAUAUUACUGAAGAACAUAAGCUUUAUCCAAACUUUGAUUCAAAUAAUUUAAUAAGAGAUUUAAAACAUGAAAAUUAAAAAAUUGAUUAGUGUUUUGUGUAACAAACAUAUUCAUUUUUAAGAGGCCACAGUUGCUUGCUUUAGUGUGAAUCGUAUACAAAUUCAUGAAGUAGUAGUGAUUUCGACGUUGUUGGCAUACUACUCAUCUACAUGCUGUUCAUUGUGAAAUGGGUACCAUAUAUUUUUAUUUUAUUUUCAUAACUAAGCAAAAUUAAAUAUGAAACAAAGCAAGAUUCUUUUACUUUUGAAGCUCUUAAUGUGUGCACUUUUGAUAAAUGUCCACAUAUUUAUCACUAGCUCUGCUCUAACAUAUUCUUCAAUAAUUUUGGCGCAAUUAAAAGAUCCUUUGUCAGAUAUCCAUAUCAAUAAUGAACAAGCAUCAUGGAUUGCUAGUGUACCAAAUAUGGUGUGUCCAAUUGGUAUAAUAACUACUGGGAUGGUGACCGAUAAAUUUGGAAGAAAAAAAAUUUUGCAAAUAUCUUAUCUACCAAUAAUUUUAGGCUGGUCUUUACUGGUAUAUGCCAAGAGUUUUCACUACAUUUUAAUUGCAAGAACCGUACUUGGACUUUCGUAUGGUUGUGGUAUGCUAGUUUGUAUUUAUGCGGCUGAGAUUUGUCCUACAACUUACAGACCAAUGUUUUUAGCAUUAAGUAACCUUAUCAGUGGAUUGAGUAUGUUUAUCGCAUCAGCAUUAGGUAAGUACUUCAAUUGGAGAAUUAUAGCGGCAAUUUAUGGCGUAAUCAGUCUAUGUGGUUCGAUCGCUCUAUUUGCUAUACCAGAACCACCUCUAUGGCUUAGAUCUCGUGGUCGAAACGAUGAGGCCAAUCGGGCAGAACAGUGGCUUGGCGUAGAAUCUACGUCGAUAAAGGAGGACGUUGAGAUAACAACCAACCCACCUGUUGAACCCUCUAAAGUAUGGGCAUUGUCCACAUAUACUGCACCCAAUGUAUGGAAGCCAACCGUUCAUAUAAUAAUCUUAACGCUAUUGCAACAGUACUCCGGUAUUCACGUUUUGUUGUCGUAUUCAUCAGACGUAUUACGCGGUUUUGGAAUUAAAACGGAUUGGAUUACCAUUUCAAUGUAUCUUGCAUUUGCUCGAAUAAUUGGAAACUUAACAUACUUUUUUCUAUCCAAAGUUAAACGAAGAAUACUGACCAUUAUAUCGGGUUUGGGUACGUUCUCUGCAUUGUCAGCAAUAACUGUUUAUAUGUAUGCUCCUGAAAAUAUAAAAGAAUCCGUGCAUGAUAAUUGGCUUAUUGUUGCGUUGUUUAUAUUCGUUUUUUUUAACAUGUUAGCAAUAAUGCCUAUACCUUGGAGUAUCGCUGGUGAAUUAUAUCCUAUGCAUGUCAAAGGUAUAAUCAAUGCAGCUGUACAAUCUGUUAAAUACGAGCUACUUUUUGUUGCUAUAAAAAUAUAUCCAAUGAUGGUGUCAAAUGUAGGAAUUAAAACUGUUUGGACAUUUUAUACCACUGUAUGUUUAUUAGCUGCAUUUUACGGAUGGAUAUUCAUGCCGGAGACUACAGGAAAAACAUUGAAUGAAAUAACAGCAAGUUUUGAUCCAAAGAAAAAAACAGUCAAAAUUGAACCAUUUAUUGAUUAUAUAAAAUAAAAAAUUUUAAGUUUAAUUCAUUUUAUUUCAAGAAUAACAUUAAUGUAGCCAUGUUCUAUUAAUUCAAAUGAGCUCGUUGCAAAGCAUUGAAAGUAUUAUUAUUUAAAUUAUUUAAUAGUAGUAUACUUAUUUACUAAAUCAUAAACACGGCUAUCGAUAUAAAAAAAGUACAAAUAUAUAAAUUGAAAAAAUGUCUAAUAAUACGUUAAGAAAAUAUGGAUCCAACCGAUUAAAAAAGAAUGAGAUAAAAAUGUUUUAUUACAAAAAUUCAUUGAUCAUUUAUUCUUAUAGAUUUUUAUGUCAAAUAUUUUAUUUCUAAAUAAUAUUUUGAAAUUCUUAAUAAAUUUUAAGUUAUUGAUUAUAUUACUCUUAAACUAAUACCUCAAUUACCUAAUAUAAAACAUAGUAAACAGGGGUAAAAGUUCAAUAUUGAAAUAAAUAAUUUAAUUGUAUAGUUAUAAGUCAAUACUUGAUGAAUAUUUCAUCAUAGACUAUUUUUACAUGUGUUUUUGUUACUG
Molecule: messenger RNA, 2655 nt
Organism: Daktulosphaira vitifoliae (grape phylloxera)
Lineage: Eukaryota; Metazoa; Arthropoda; Insecta; Hemiptera; Phylloxeridae
Product: facilitated trehalose transporter Tret1-like
Exons: 6
Coding region: 746-2137 (463 amino acids)
Biological process (GO): transmembrane transport
Cellular component (GO): membrane
Molecular function (GO): transmembrane transporter activity
Source: RefSeq, a predicted model, not a curated record